AUGGAGUUUUUCCAGGCGUGCCAGGAUUUCCGGUAUCUGAAGGAGGAUGACCAGAAGUCCUUGGCCGCAGUCUGUACUUCAAAAACCUUCGAGGACGGGUCCAUUGUCUUGAAGGACGAGGAGGUUGGCGAGUGCAUGCUGAUAGUCAUCAGUGGCCGGGUGGCUGCAGCUGAAUCGACUGCUGAUGCCUUCGACAGGGUGUCAUACGGCAAGCCUGGAUCUGUCAUCGGGAGUGUGGGGGUCAUCUACAACAAGCAGCAGGCCAAAGCGUUCGCCAAGGGACCUGUGGAAUGCCUCUGCUUGAACAAGGCAGCACUCAGCGGCUUCAGCCCAUCGGUGCUUGACGUGCUGCGACGGGCGGCCUUCAAGGCCAUCCUCCACAGCCUGCCACGGAACCCACUGGACCCAGAGCCGUGGCGUAUUCUCUCGGAGCAGCAAGUGAACCUCCUCAUCUCUAGGACCGAGGAUGGUACCUUCGAGCCUGGGGAAAUCAUCUUUGCACCCCAGGAUGGGGCGCAGCUGAUUGUGGUGAUCUCUGGACAGGUGGCGAUCAUGCAGGGCCUCGCCAAAACCCGAGAGGAGGACGACCUGGUCUUUGCUGCCGACGAUGUUGACAUCAUCAAGCAGUCCGAUAAGGUCGUUGAAGCGGGCCAUUGCUACGGCAAGCAGCCGGAGUUCUUGGAAGGCGUUUCCAUGUCAACCUUCGGGAUUGCCAUCGGCAAGGUGCGCCUCCACCGCAUCCUGCACAGCAACGUGCAGGAACUGCUGGGAGACUCCUUGAUGGAGGUCAUGCGCUGCGCAGAGAUCAAGCGCGUGCUUUCGGACAUCUUUCUCUUCAAGAAUUUGAACGAGGAGCAAAUCGACCGCACUGUGCGAGAGCUGGAGCAGCAGAUCUUUGCUGCAGGGGAGAUCAUCGUCCAGCAAGAUGACCCCGCAAGGCAUUUCUACCUCAUCCAGAGAGGGACGGUGGUGGUGCGGAAGGAUGGCAAAGUCUUGCGAACACUGGGGAGGUGGGAUUACUUUGGCGAGCGUGGUUUGCUUCUUCAGGAAAGACGGUCAGCCACAUGCCAGGCGCUUGACGAGUGCAUCUGCUUGGUGCUGGAUGCCGAUGAAUUCUUUCAGAUUGUCGGCCACUUCAAAGAUGAACUUGAGCGCCGCAUGCAGCUGCAGGAUCUCAAUCUCUCCAUCUCCGAUCUUCAGUGUACUGCGGUGGUCGGCCGGGGCACCUUCGGCGUCGUCCGCCUCGUGACGCCCAAGGGCAAGAAGGAUGCCCCUGAGUAUGCGCUGAAGUGCGUGAAGAAGGCGCAGGUGGUGAAAGGCCGCCAAGAGAAGGCCAUCAUCAUGGAGCGUGAGGUGAAUGCUCAGUGCUACCACCCAUGUAUCGUGCAGUUCAUCAAGACGUUCCAGGACAAGUACAACGUCUACUUUCUGACCGAGUUCCUGGGUGGUGGCGACCUCUUCUAUGCUAUCCGAGCCAUCGGCGCUUUGACAAAGCUGCAGUCGCAGUUCUUCACGGGCUCGAUCGCUUUAGGCAUCGAGUACCUGCACGGCCGUGGGAUUAUGUACAGGGAUCUGAAGCCCGAGAACGUGCUGCUGGACUUCGCAGGGAGGGCCAAGCUGGUGGACUUUGGGUGCUGCAAAAAGGAGAUCCGCGCAAGUACGCUCGUCGGGACUCCAGAGUACUUGGCACCGGAGGUGAUCAAAGGCAAAGGAUACACCAAGUCCAUUGACUGGUGGUCACUCGGAGUCAUGCUAUAUGAGUUCGUGGUUGGCCCGAUCCCCUUCGGAGCCGGUGAGGAGGAUCAGAUGCGCCUGUUCGCUGCAAUCAGCGAGGCUCCGCUGAAAUUCCCGAACUAUGUCGCUGAAGAUGCCAUACAGGUGCUCAGCGGGCUCCUGGAGCGGAGGCCGGAGCGACGCUUGGGCAGCUCCGGGGCCAAGGAGAUCAAGAAGCAUCUGUGGUUCAAAGGGUUUGACUGGGAUGCUCUGGCUGGGGGCUUCUUUCCACCUCCGUGGCAGCCAGAUGCACAGGCGCAGAUGAAGAAUUGGGAGGAGCCGGACGGUGACCUGAUGGAUCACGUAAGCACAGAGACCUUCACCUUCGCCAAGGGAAUGGAAUGGGCGAAGAUCUUCUGA
Symbiodinium natans is the source of this 2133-nucleotide messenger RNA. Lineage: Eukaryota; Dinophyceae; Suessiales; Symbiodiniaceae. The record is from the annotation of a GenBank genome assembly.